AUGGCAUGCUGCUUCUGUCGCUGGCGCGCAGUGUUAAUCUGUGUGUGCACGCCCUUCAUCUCCUUGGUCCUGCUGUUUGCCUACGCUACUGUCAUGUUGUGUAUGACCAUGAAUAACACAGAAUCAACAUGGAACCCCACCUAUGGCCCUGAACCUGUUCACUUUGUGGCCCCGGGAACUUUAAGUAUCAAGGACUACGCCCCACUCCCUAAAACUUUCUGGGAGCUCCUUCAGCACGGGGACACCAUUUGGAACCGUCUCCAGCUGACCAUCGACCGCCAUUUUAACCCCAUCCUACGCCCCAACAACAUCAAGAGGGGAUCUGAAAACGGUACCUUUUAUGAGUCCCUACUGCAGCAAGCUAUUUCUGAAGUUACUAACUUGGAAAUUAUGAGGGAAAACUUUGAUCAGCUACCACAGCAGAUACAAGACUUUGUGAGUCACAUGCAUAGGAGAAACUACCCAACCCUCAUCCAGCCAGACAGAGAAUGUGGAGCUGGGGCAAAGGAUGAGAGGGAGGCCCCUCUCCUUCUCCUGGCCAUCAAGUCCAUAGAGCAGAAUUUUGAGAAACGGCAGGUCAUUCGAAAGACCUGGGGCCAGACGGGAUGGGUAGAAAGACAGAGGCAGAACGUUAAAGGAGGAGGAGAAGGUGGAGGAAACGUCCGCAGGGUGUUCCUGCUCGCGAAAGGAAGAAAUGAAAAUGUGGGUGUGAAUUUAUCUGAGUCACUGCAGAUGGAGAGCGAACGUUAUGGAGAUAUUCUGCAGUGGGACUUCAUGGACACAUUUUUCAAUCUCACCUUGAAAGAUGUGCUCUUCUGGAGCUGGUUCUCCCACUCGUGCAACCGGACUCUCUUCGUCUUCAAGGGGGACGACGACGUCUUUGUCAACACCCCGAGGCUAAUGACGUACCUCCGGGACCAGCUAAAGAAGCCACAAGCAAACGAGACCAUGAAAGACUUCAUGAUUGGGGAUGUCUUAGUCGGCGCACCCAACCGGGACAUCAAAUCCAAGUACUUUGUCCCAGAGAGCUUCUACAAGGGCCUCUAUCCUAUGUAUGUGGGCGGUGGAGGGGUGGUGUACUCAAGCGUGUUGACUAAACGCCUAUACCACAUGUCUAAAAGGGUUCAUAUGUUCCCAAUCGACGAUGUUUAUGUGGGGAUGUGCAUGAUUCGGCUAAACAUUCCACUGAUCCACCACCCUGCCUUCCUAACGUUAGACUUUCCUAACAAGGAAGAGGAGCAGCUGUGUUCCUAUCACACAAUCCUAUUGGUCCACAAACGAAGCCCCACCCAGGUAGUUAAACUGUGGGCCGACAUGAAAAUGACACAGGAACAGUGUUGGGAUGUGCCCCUGAGAGGGGAAGUCAAGAAGAAAAUCUAA
Messenger RNA from Anoplopoma fimbria (sablefish), 1380 nucleotides. RefSeq names its product N-acetyllactosaminide beta-1,3-N-acetylglucosaminyltransferase 2. Bases 1 to 1380 code for a protein of 459 amino acids. Gene Ontology annotation, molecular function: hexosyltransferase activity. The record is from RefSeq and is a predicted model, not a curated record. The transcript has a single exon. Gene Ontology annotation, cellular component: membrane. Lineage: Eukaryota; Metazoa; Chordata; Actinopteri; Perciformes; Anoplopomatidae.